CUGCUUCCUCAUCCUCCACUUCUCAGCUCUAUUUUUGUACAACUCCCUCGACUUCCUACCAUCAAACAACAUAGUUUUUUCCACCUGAAUUCAAACCCAUUUCCAAUUCCCACUUCUUCAAACUACCCAAGUCCGGUUUGGAAAUUCUUACUCAUAUGCUAUAUAUAGCUUUUGUGAAAAUUUCUUCGAGAUGGAAUUCGCAAUGGAGAAUGGUUCGACUUUGGAACAGAACACACUGAUCAAUGAGCUGACUCAAGGGAUGGAGCUAGCCAAACAGCUAAGAGCUCAUCUUAGCCCAACGUCCUCCAAAGAAAGCAGAGAACUUUUGCUUCAAAAAAUCUUGUCUUCCUAUGAGAAGGCCCUACUGAUUCUCAAAUGGAGCGGGUCAAUGGGAAAUCCUCAGUCGGUGGCUCCGGUCACUGGAUUGCCGGAAUCGUCCAUUUCCGGCGACGGGAGCCCUCGGAGCGACGAUUUCGACAGGGGGUUCAAGGAUCACCUGGAGCAGAAUGAUGUCUCAAAGAAGAGGAAGUUAAUGCCUACAUGGACUGACCAGGUGAGAGUUUGCUCCGAGAAUGGGCUUGAAGGGCCCAUGGAAGAUGGGUACAGUUGGAGAAAAUAUGGGCAGAAAGACAUUCUGGGUGCCAAAUAUCCCAGAAGCUACUACAGAUGCACAUAUCGCAGCACUCAAAACUGCUGGGCAACAAAGCAAGUGCAACGGUCCGACGACGAUCCGACCAUGUUCGAGAUCACGUACAAAGGGAAGCAUACCUGCUCCCAGAACCACCAUACAUCACCACAAGAAAAGCAACAACUGAAGCAAAACAACAAUGGCAAUAGCCACCAGCAGCCGCCACCCGAAAACCUGCUCUUUAACUUAAGGACAAGCUUGAGAGUUAGUACUGAGGACUUGGACAAUAAGGAGGUGGCUUCAAACUUCACUUUCCCUCAUUCAGCAUCGUUCAAAUGGAUGAACGGCGAAAACCAGAAUCUCGGAUUUUCAACCCUUGUCAAUGAUCAUACCCUGGGGAGUUAUUCUCCAUCGUUUAUAUCUCCGGCCACAUCUGAAACAAACUACUACUCAGUGCCUCCGUUCCAGAUGAACAACAUGGUCCAUAAUUUUCAACAUUCGGAAUCCGAAAUUAUCUCAGCCACCACUUCGGCUACCAAUUCCCCGAUCGGGGACCUGGAUUUCUCAAUUGAUCUAGAUCCAAACUUCCCAUUUAACAACCCUGGAUUUUUCAAUUAGUUCCACUUCGAAUAUCAAAACCAAGCAAUAAAAGCUGGUUUGCUGUCAAUAAAUGACAACAAAAGCUUGCAUAGUAAGUUUCUAGAUGCCGGCCUAGAAAAUAGGAACUGAACCUUGUAUUAUAACCAAAUUUUGUAGUUAUGAAUUGGAUUGCAGAUUUUCGUGUUCCCAAUAACUACAUCGAAAAAUAGCAAUCAAAUGUCUGAAUUGUAAGUCA
Molecule: messenger RNA, 1463 nt
Organism: Rhododendron vialii
Lineage: Eukaryota; Viridiplantae; Streptophyta; Magnoliopsida; Ericales; Ericaceae
Product: probable WRKY transcription factor 53
Exons: 3
Coding region: 191-1246 (351 amino acids)
Biological process (GO): regulation of DNA-templated transcription
Cellular component (GO): nucleus
Molecular function (GO): transcription cis-regulatory region binding; DNA-binding transcription factor activity
Source: RefSeq, a predicted model, not a curated record